AUGUGUUUAAAAUCCGUGCGUCUUUCAUCUCCUGUGGAAGUCGGCGGGAAAACUUUACCAGUCGCUGUAUCCACACGAGACCAGCACAAGACAAGCAUGUCCCAGUAUGGUAGUACUACCGGGGACGAAUUAGAUCUGCCACCCGUCAUCAUUAUCACACCUGGGCGACACAGACAAAUCAACCCCACAGAAUCCAACGAAUUGCUCAAUGGCAACGACAUCAAGAUGACCAAGUUUGACCGGACGGACUCGGAAGAUGAUAUCCUAGAGGAUUACAGCGACGACUGUAACUGUUCACCACAUCUUCAUUGUCUUAAGAGCAGGACACCGCUUGAAAAAUGUCUCUUCGUUAUCUCACUCAUCGCCCUCGUCAUUAUUAUCAUUCUGGCUGCCUGCCUUGGAUCGAAAACACCACCUCCGGGGAAGUCGAUAUGUGAGACACAGGAUUGUAUUGAGGUGUCUAGUUCCGUCCUCACCUCCAUGGACAGAAGCGCCGACCCUUGUCAGGAUUUCUAUCAGUACUCCUGCGGAGGCUGGGAGAAAAACAAUCCGGCACCACCGGGCUACCUCAUGUGGGACCGGUUCCAGCAGCUGUCCUACACCAACCUGUACAGAAUCAAAGCAAUACUGGAUGAGAGAACGAUGACAACUUCGUCAGAAAAGAAAACCAAGCGGUUUUACAACAGUUGUAUGGCGGAAAGUAAACUUAAUCGACUUCGGACACUGAGAGAUUUCCGAGCCCUUGUUAAGAAUAUCACUGAUGCAGCAAAUGGAACUCUAGGGGUCCUUCUAGAAUCCGUCCACAGUUUGAAUGCAUGGCCCUUAUUUUCUGUCCGGGUCGGCACCGACGAUCUAAAGCCGGACAAAAACGUAGUUAAGAUCGACAUAGGUGACCACAAAUAUCCUCUUCGUGUCAAGGAAGCGCCGAUACCGUCCACAACGGCAGCUCCCACGAUAAACAGCACCCUCGCCCCGGGGAGUAAUAACGCCGGAUACAGUACCAUCAACACACAAAACACGGUUCACUACCUAAAAUGGAAUUCCACCGAGGUGGAGAAGAACUAUCUCCAGGAGACGGUCCGGAUUCUUAAAGUAAUUUGGAAUAUGACAGAUUCGGACGCGUCCAGUAUGGCAAAAGAAUUACUUGAAAUAGAAAAGGCAUUUUCCAAGACCUACGAAGAGAGUUCCACUGAUGGUAGUCAAGCUAAGCCUGUGUCGAUGAAAAUUGUCGACCUGGAAAUAGCAUGUAGUACGAUUGAAUGGCCUCUAUACUUGACUGUGUUAGCCCAUGAUACUGCGUCCAUCUCUAACACAGACGAUGUGGUCCUACUACAGAAAGACACUCUCCUCAAAACAUGUGCUUUAGUCAAUACCUAUAAAAAAGGCGCCAAUCAAUUUAAAUUACUGGAGAGGUACAUUAUGGUACACUUGGUAAGUCACCUCAUGCCAUAUUUUGAAGCCGACACGUUUGAGCCAGACCUGGACUAUGCUGUUGAACUGGAGAUAGACGGUGAACACUGGCGACGUUGUGUCCAUUACACGAACAAAGCUUUAGGAUUCGUAACUGGCGGACUCUACGUCAAUGGUCUAAGAAAGCAUGCCUCGGUCAAUAAGAUCAAGCAGAUUGUACAGGAUGUAAAACUCGCAUUUAAAGGCUAUCUACUACGAAAAAUCUGGCUUGAUCCAUCCACCAAGAAAGAAGCGUCUCAGAAGCUCGAUGAAAUACUUGAGAAGAUCAGUUAUCCGGAAUAUAUACUACAAUCCGAUUUUCUUGACAAGUUUUAUAAGGAGUUUGAUAUCGGAGAUGAUUGGUUUGUGAAUGUACAAAGAUGGCAGGCGUUCCAGGUGAAACAAAUGAUGACGCAGCUUAACAAGGUACCAGACCGCUCAAGUUGGAUCAAUCCGCCUAUCACCGUUGAGUCUGAUUAUUCACCUGUGAGAAAUGACGUCAUAUUUCCGAUUGCAUUAUUCCAUCUUCCAUUUUACACCGAGGCAGGUCCGCCAGCUUUCAAUUUUGGUGCCAUAGGAUCGGUGAUAGGCCACGAGAUUACACAUGCAUUUGACAUUAAAGGACGAAAAUAUGACGGUAAGGGGCGUCUAAGGGAGUGGUGGAAACCUAUGACAGCUGAUAGAUUCAAACUGACGACCAAAUGUAUGAAGACACAGUACGAUUCGUACACCUAUCAGGGAUUCCAGAUUAACGGUGAUAACACUUUGGACGAAAACAUUGCGGACAAUGGAGGACUGCGAGCUGCAUUCAUCGCUUAUCAGCUGUGGGAGCGCCAACAUGGUAAAGAUCCCGAAGUGCCGGGAUUGAACAUGACCAAUAGACAGCUGUUUUUCGUCAGUUAUGCCCAGAUGUUCUGCUCUAAAUGGAAGAAAGAUGGCUUGAUUGGACAUCUGAUUGACGAUCCACACAGUCCUGGCCCAAUAAGGGUACGUGGCAGUGUUUCCAAUACAGAGGCAUUUGCUGAAGAGUUUAAUUGUCCUUUUGUGGCUAACUAUAAUCCAACAACGAAAUGCGAGGUGUGGUGACCUUAGUGUUCCGCUUCGUGAGAUUUGACUCUGAUGGAGGAUCCUGAGUGUUACGUGACCUUAGCCUCGUCUCUGGAUGUAAUGUAAACAAAUUUGUUAUAGGAUGUCACGUGGACAAUAAGAUACUAAUUACGAUGAAGUGGCCAUAUUGUGUCAUCAUGUGUCACGUGGCUGGACCUAAAUGUCUCCUGUGGUUGUGUCCUGUACACUUGCGUUGCUGUUGACCGCCAUACCUGAGGACACUUGCACACCAACUUUAGAAAAUUUGAUAAAGGCGUUCUAUUAAUGAUUUCUCUUGAUUUCUAAAUUAUAUGGCAAAGAUAUUAUCUUUGAAUUUCAUACUUAUAUUAACUGCAUUUUAUUGUUUAUUUUUGGCAGACUUAUCCAAUCAGUAUAUUCACUAUCGAUAUGAACAUUUGAAAUUAAAGGCAGAAAGGGUGUUUAGGUAAUAAUGAUAAAUCAUUUGAUUUAUCUUUAAACAAUUAAAUUUAAUUUCAAUGGAAUGUGAUGAUAGUUAAGCUAGCAAUGCCGUAAACAACUUACCCUUGCCUAUGUUUCCA
Messenger RNA from Ylistrum balloti, 3095 nucleotides. Its product is annotated as endothelin-converting enzyme 1-like. Gene Ontology annotation, biological process: protein processing. The record is from RefSeq and is a predicted model, not a curated record. The coding region runs from base 1 to 2535 and encodes 844 amino acids. Gene Ontology annotation, cellular component: plasma membrane. The transcript has 21 exons. Gene Ontology annotation, molecular function: metalloendopeptidase activity. NCBI's taxonomy places the organism in Eukaryota, Metazoa, Mollusca, Bivalvia, Pectinida, Pectinidae.